AUGGAGAGUGAAAGAUUUGAUGAAGUUUGUGAAAGGAUAGAGUUAAAGUUAGAAUCAAGAUUAAAUCCAAAUGAGUUGAUUGAAAAGGGUAUUAUAAAGUCAAGCUUAUUGGUAUCACCAAGUAUACAUGACAAACAAUCAAAGAUCAAGUUUCAACAAACCGGUCAUAAAAUCGAUAGGAUGUUAAAUAAUAGACCUGAUAUGAAUCGAUUAAUUGAUACCAAUAUAAUGGUUGAUUCACCAGAGAAUCUAGCACCAUCACUUCAAUCAAGUAAAAAAUCAUUUACAUUUAAUCAAACUCAAAAUAGUCUACGUGAUAAGUUUGAUAAUAUAAUAAUGAUUCAAAAUACAUCAUCAUCAUUUGAUGAUGACUCUAGUUCAACAACUGGAACUGGAACCGGAAGUUUAAAUAGAAGUGGAGGUAUAAGUAGAAGUGGAAGUAGUUAUUCUAUAAGUGGUGGAAGUCUAAGUAGAAGUGGUAGUAGUUAUUCUAUUAGUGGAGGAAUUGGUGGAGAUCUGAUGAUAAUGUCAGAGACUUCAUCAUUGUUGGAAUCAAAGUUGGUGUGUCGAAGUGAUAGAGAAUCGCUGAUCAAGAAUAAUAUUAUAAAGAGUGGUGUUGAUGUUGCACCUUCGAUACAGGCACUUCAAGGAUCACUCAAAUUUGCACAAACUCAUCAUCAGCUGACUCCAAAAUUAAAUCAAAGACCUCCAACUCAAACUUUAAUCAAUAGUAAUAUAAUUAAAUCUUCAUCUAUAAAUAAUUUAAGUGAUUUCACAAAUAACAAUAAUAAUAAUAAUAAUAAUAAUGAUCAUGAUGACAAUAAUAAUGAAAAUAUUAAUAAUAAUAAUAAUAAUAAUAAUAAUAAUAAUAUUAAUAAUAAUAAUAAUAAUAAUAAUAAUAAUAAUAAUAAUAUAAACAGUUUUGAAACUUGUACAGAUCUGAAUUCACAAAGAAUAGUAAAUCAUCUUGACCUUCAUCUUGUAAAUAGACCAACCAUGGAAAAUUUAAUUAAUCAAAAUAUUUUAAAAGAAUCAACCAAUGAAUCAUCACCAUCAAUUCAAUAUAAAAAGAAUAGAUUACAAUUUGAACAAAGAAGGAAACAACUUGGAUCAAUGGUUGAAAGUCGACCUAGUAAAGCAUCGCUUUUAAAUAAUAAUAUUUUACAUCCUGAUCAUUUGGGCAGCACUGAUAACAAUGCCAACAACAACGAUGAUGGCAAUAUUAGUGAUGAUGACGAUGGUGAUGAUAAUAAUAAUGAUGAUGAUGAUCAUAAUAUUUUAACGCCAUCCAUUGACAGAAACAUUGACAAUAAUAAUAAUAAUAUUCAUGAAAAUGAUAAAGAAGAAGAAGAGGAAGAAGAAGAAGAAAUGGAUCAAUAUAUUCAAGAUCAUCCAUUAAAUUCUAUUCCAACAAACUCGAAUAAUAAUCAUUAA
Messenger RNA from Cavenderia fasciculata, 1434 nucleotides. Its product is annotated as myb domain-containing protein. The transcript is spliced from 4 exons. The record is from RefSeq and is a predicted model, not a curated record. NCBI's taxonomy places the organism in Eukaryota, Evosea, Eumycetozoa, Acytosteliales, Cavenderiaceae. The coding region runs from base 1 to 1434 and encodes 477 amino acids.